This is a messenger RNA of Dictyostelium purpureum, 729 nucleotides long. RefSeq lists its product as uncharacterized. The transcript has a single exon. NCBI's taxonomy places the organism in Eukaryota, Evosea, Eumycetozoa, Dictyosteliales, Dictyosteliaceae. Bases 1 to 729 code for a protein of 242 amino acids. The record is from RefSeq and is a predicted model, not a curated record.
AUGUUAGAAAUAAAAGACUGUAUCCAAGUUGAUAAUCAGGAUCAUUUAAGUUUGAUCGAACAAAAGGUUUUUCUCUCGCAUCAUCGUAUAAAAGAUAUAUGUUUAGGUGUAGACCAUACUCUUGAUGAAAUGACAGUUAUAUGUUUGAAAGUGAUAAAUUUUAUUAACAAAACAUUUCCAAAUGUGUAUUUUUAUAUCGGGAUUGCAGGUGCUGUAGAAUACAGUCAGAUAUUAAAUCAAUCAAGCUUCAACAAAAAGGUAUUAAAAUACACUAGUAAUAUUGACCCACAUAAAACAAUGGAAUUAAGAAACAAAACAAAAAAUACCGUUGAAACACAUAUUGAAGUAAAUAAAAUUAAAAAUGUAAAACAUGGCUGGGUGAUUUUAUCAUCUGGAGAACGUAAACAAAUGGCAGUUCUCGAAAGUCUACUCAAUUCUCGAUUAUUGCAAGGUGUAGAUUGCAACAAAUAUGAAAGGUUUCUAAAUUGUAUUCCCAACAAGGAUAGCCACAACACCAAUAGUAAAACUGUAUUAUAUUUGAAGUUGUAUGAAUCAUCCAAAGAAUUAGGGGGACAUUGUAAAAUAGGGGGUAUUGAAAAGUUAUGCCAUCGACCAGGAGAGUCAAGAGAUGGUGCAGAAAGUUCAAAUACAAGUAAGCUAAGUGAUAGUGCAGAAACUCCAAAUGAAAAAUAUUAUUUUUUCCCUAUAGCAUCUCGUAUACCUCUAUAA